Solenopsis invicta (red fire ant) is the source of this 2421-nucleotide messenger RNA. RefSeq lists its product as uncharacterized. Gene Ontology annotation, molecular function: zinc ion binding; aspartic-type endopeptidase activity; nucleic acid binding. The record is from RefSeq and is a predicted model, not a curated record. The transcript has 3 exons. The coding region runs from base 1 to 2421 and encodes 806 amino acids. Gene Ontology annotation, biological process: proteolysis. NCBI's taxonomy places the organism in Eukaryota, Metazoa, Arthropoda, Insecta, Hymenoptera, Formicidae.
AUGAACCGGGAACAGCUGGACACCGCGCCAAUGGAGGCGCUACAGAAGGAGGCCAUAGCCGCAGGCAUCCCCUUCACGCCGGACCGAGCGGCGUUGAUCGAGACAAUACUCUCCCACAGGGAGAGACACGGCUCCACCGCUAACGGAGGAGCGACGAGCCACGGAACAGAAGUCGAGGAAGAUGGUGCAAUAACGGAGCAGCUGCGCCAAUCGGUCGAGCUGCUGGCCGAGACAAUGAAACAGCAGCACCGCGACAUGCUGCUCCAGCAGCAGCAAUUCAUGGCGCUCGUCCUGGAGCGCCUGAGCCCAGCAGAAGGGCCAGUGCAGAACACUGGCAACGUGGUCCAGUGCCUGGCGACGCAAAUACCGGAGUUUGCCGGCUCCAGGGAAGAAAACGUCGCCACCUGUAUCAGACGCGUGGAUCACGUCGGGCGGAUCCACGGGGCCACGGACGGGGUCCUGCUGUUAGCAGCCUCCAGCCGGUUUAGAAGCGGAGUCAAGAAUUGGUACGACUCCGUGGAAGGAGAAGCGCUGGAGUCGUGGCACGCUCUGAAAAAUGAGCUGUCGCUCAUGUUUGAGAGUAACGAAUUUGCCUACAAGCAACUCCAAACAGCCCAAGGAAAGAAGUGGCAACACGCGAAAGAAUUAUUUCACGACUACGGCAUAGCCAAACUGGCCCUGAUGAACCGCCUCGACUUAUCCACCAAAGAGAAGAUUCACCUCCUCAUCGGGGGAAUCGGCAUCGGCUCAGUGAAGUCGGCAGCAUUGACCCUGCCUGACGACUCGGUGAGUCGAUUCUUAGUCAAGAUGCGCUGCCUGGCGGAGGGCGCGGUGGAAAUAGACAAGAAACCGAGCGCACCCGCCAGCGCUCAGAUCUCGAAAGAAAGACAUUGUCGGAAUUGUGGCAAGAAGGGCCACAGCCAUAAAGACUGCAGAGCCGAGCCCAGCUGCUUUUACUGCAAGGAGCGGGGGCAUCGGCAGUUCGACUGCCCAGUGCUGAAAAAGAAGACAUCGUCCAACCCGGCGCAGCCGAAGCACCGGGCACUCACAGCGGCAGCGGUCGAGGAGGAGACGGAGGAAGACGACGUGGUCGCCACCAUUAACGUGACGAGCGGCAAGCGGUUGGAGCUGAACGGGCCCUGCGCGACGGUCACGUCCGUCAACCAGCUAAGUUGCGAUCUACCGGCCCUGAUCGACACGGGUAGCCCGGUGUCGAUCAUGAGAUUCCAAAUUUACAAAGAAUUUUUGUUACCGGGAAAUGUGAAGCUUUUGCCCACCGGGAAACGGUUGCGUGGUAUUACCAAUGACCGCCUCACGGUCCUUGGGAAAACAAGCGCGCCGAUCACGCUAGAAACACUUGGGGACAAGAGCUUCACCGUGGAUUUCUUUGUCGUCGACGAUAGCGCGUGUUUGCCUAGCAUGCUUCUCGGUCGUGACUUCGUCGCCGGAGAAAGCUUAUCAUUGAAAUACCGAACGGCGAAAACAGAUUCAGCAAACAUUAUAGCCGAACUUUGUCAAAUAGAGCCCGAGGUCACAACAGAGACGGCAGAGUCGAUCAUUCGCGAAACAAAUAUUGAUUACGGAGAGAAUGCGAAACGCGAACUAAUAAACACGAUCACGCGCGUGCAAAACGAAGAGGUCGAACCGGUGGAAGAUGACUACGCGGUGCGCGUCCCGAUCAAGGAUGACACGGUUUACGCGUACGCGCCGCGGCGUUUUGCCUACGCGGAACGCAUAGAGUUGCGAAAAAUUGUAGAGGACUUGCUCCAAAGGGGCAUUAUCCAGCCCAGUCGAUCGUCAUACUGCGCGCGAGUGAUUCCGAUCCGAAAGAAAAACGGUCUGCUCAGGCUAUGCGUAGACCUGAGGCCGUUGAAUAGCCGCAUUAGUAAGCAAAAAUAUCCGUUUCUGGUCAUUGAAGAUUGCUUGGCGCGACUAUUCGGGAAAACAGUUUUUACCUUGUUAGAUUUGAAAGACGGUUUCCACCAAAUUAGAGUCUGCGACGAGCACACGCAUUACUUUGCUUUCGCCACGCCGGAUGGCCAGUAUGAAUAUCGCUUUCUGCCGUUCGGAUAUUCCGAAGCGCCUGCGGAAUUCCAGAAGCGAAUUCUACAAAUCCUGGAACCGUUCAUAAAAAGGGAUCAGAUACUUGUUUAUAUUGAUGACAUAUUAAUAGCCUUACAUGUCUGUCCGGUGUCUGUAGUCAUCCUGAACCCCCUUAAAAUCUUUACAAAAUCAGAAGUAGGAUCGAGGUCAAAGAGGCAAGAUCGAGGAGAGAAAAGUCUAAGGAUAAGCCUGAGGACGACGGAGAAGCGGAAGAAAUUCGUGACGGUGCGCUGCGUGAGGUACUCGCGAAGUGUGCGUAACGUGCUAGCGAAUGAGCAAGGCGAAGAAAUUCGCGAACCCUUGUGGUUUGAGCAGUGA